AAGCAGCCUCUGGCCCUGAAGCUACUGCUAGCAAGACUCGGGAGCUGGCUGGCGGGGGCUGAGGCCGACAGGCACGGGAGCCGGCGCGGCGUCAAGUGGAGCUCGGACGCACGGACCAGGCCCAUUUCCCUUUCAUCUACAGCAAUGUUCUUACUCCUCUCCUGCUGUAAAGCCACUCAUCUUCGAUUUCCCUGAGGACUUCUGCUCCUACAGACUCUCGACGGAGUAAAGCUUCCGAUAGAGGGGAAACAGAUUCGCUACUAGUGUUGAUAGUCAAGUUACUAAGGUUCUUUAUCAACGUCUCGGAGCAGAUUUGAGAGGCCCCUGAAUCGUCCCGGGAAUUUUCUUCGGUGAGCAUUUGUGGAGACUCUGGGAUGUAGGUUGGAUUAAACUUCUGUGAUGGGUCCAUCGGCGUCUUGACACAACACUAAGCUUCUCCUGGAUCUUUGAAACGUAGCAGAAACUGAUGACGGAGCCUCAAAUUGCUACAAGGUAGCCCGGAAAGAGCAAGAGUGAGUGUACUUCGGAUGAAGGGAAUGUGGACCCUCAGGACUAAAGCAGUGGGAGAGGCCUGGGAGGUGGGGCCUGGGGAGGGCGAGGUCUGCUCUGAAGUCACCAAGCUCCUGAUCUUAGAAGAGAUGGUGGGCGCAGGCUCUGGAGGCUCAAGCGGAGGAGGGGAAGGAGGCGAGUCCGGAAACCCUCGGCCAAUCAGAGAGGGCUGGGGCGGCGCCUGCUAGAAGGCUUAGCACUGCAGGGCUCUGGGCGGGAAGGCUAACCUGGUGCGGAGCCAGCCUGGGUCUCAGCCCCGCGUACGGCCUUUCACGAGUCUUCAAGCCUUCAGGCUUUCUUCUAGUCAAGAUGAGUGAUAAACCAGACUUGUCGGAAGUGGAGAAGUUUGACAGGUCAAAACUGAAGAAAACUAAUACUGAAGAAAAAAAUACUCUUCCCUCAAAGGAAAAAGGAGUCUCGCUCUGUCGCCAGGCUGGAGUGCAGCGACACGAUUUCGGCUCACUGCAAACUUCGCUUCCCGAGUUCAAGCAGUUCUCCUGCCUCAGCCUCCCGAGUAGCUGGGACCUCAGGCACAUCACCAAGCCAGGCUAAAUUUGGUAUUUUUAGUAAAGAUGGGGUUUCGCCAUGUUGGCCAGGAUGGUCUCGAUCUCUUGACCUCCUGAUCCGCCCACCUCGGCCUCCCAAAGUGCUGGGAUUACAGGCGUGAGCCACCACGCCCGGCACCUAGUUUUCUUAAUUGGUCACUGUCAUUUUCUUAAACUUGUGAACAAAUGAGAACCUAAAAGAGCCAAUCUUUCAAGAUGGAUCCCAGUGGCUAACUGAGCUUAAAUUUAAAAUAGAGCCAAGCUGCCACGUGUUGACUAGAGCUAACACGUGUACUACAAAUUCCCCGAAAACCCACACCUCUAUCUAACUUUGGAACUUUCAGAGCUCACCUGAAGCAACCAACCAGAGCUCACCUGUCGCUGCCAAUAAGGGCUCAGCUGUAUUGACCAACCAGAGCUCAACUGAGUCAACCAAUCAGAACUAAGUUUGAAUUGUUUAUUUGCAUAAAUUGACUGUACUGGGAACCUCGAUAGGAACUUUCUCUAUAAAAGCCAUAUCCUCUCUUUGUUCUCUGGAACUGCACUUUUGUUUUACACUGAAGUCUGCACCUCCCUGGUUUGCAAACUGUACACAGGAAUAGCCUCUUUCCUCCAAAUUCCUUUACAAAGAAUUUUUCUUCACAAUAUGAUGCGAGAGGUAGAAGACAUGCUUACAGCUGUGGAUUCAUAUCCUGAAAUCACCACGAUUACAAUAAAACGAAAAAUCAAACAAAGAAAUAAAAAGUAGACAAAAACCUCAAACUAAUUUUCUCUUCAAUUUACAAGGCUGAACAGCUAGGAGGAGACUUAUUGAUUCAGGACAGUUCACCUGCUCACAUUUUGAGCCAAUGGCUGAGGCCCAGGACUGGAGAUACUUCAUUAGUUUAGCCAGUGGAGAGUGGGGUUUGGAUGCUCUCAUUGGAUACUUCUAUCAUAAGUGAUGCAUACUCAUAGGGGUUAAGCUUUGCAUUAAAAAAGAUUGUAGACUGGGAAAUAAUAUAAUUAGACAAAUGUGAAUGACUUAGAGCAGUUAUUUCAGUUUCUAGGAAGCUUAAAAAGGGUUCAUUGAUUUAUUUGACUCAGCUAUUUCUGCACUGUGGGUUUUUGUUAUGUGUUUAAAUGAAUUCUAUAACAGAGGUAAUGUUGAAAAAAGAUUGUAUGAGGUCUGCUUGUUCCAUUAGUAAUGUUUGUCCCAGUUCGAUCCUUCUGAAUUUUUAUUUAUAGCAGUAAACUGUUUCCCUGUGUGUGCGUGUGUGUGUGUGUGUGUGGGUGGGUGUGUGUAAUGUAAUUUAAUUACUAGUAUUUCAGGUAUGAGUUUUGUAACCACAUUUAUAAAUGAGCUGCUCAUAUAUAUACAUAUACAUAUAUAUAUAUGUAUAUAUAUAUAUAUAUAUAUUUAGUAUGCUUCCUUC
This is a messenger RNA of Homo sapiens (human), 2506 nucleotides long. RefSeq names its product thymosin beta 15B (gene TMSB15B). The transcript has 4 exons. Gene Ontology annotation, cellular component: cytoskeleton. NCBI's taxonomy places the organism in Eukaryota, Metazoa, Chordata, Mammalia, Primates, Hominidae. Gene Ontology annotation, biological process: actin filament organization. Gene Ontology annotation, molecular function: actin monomer binding. The record is from RefSeq and is marked validated. Bases 859 to 1101 code for a protein of 80 amino acids.